AUAGCCUGUGGCAUAAAGCGAAUUAGUGCUUGUAUUCUGAAAUAGUUACAAACCAUGCAAACAAUGCACCAGGAAUAUUCCAGGAAGUAGGGAGGGGUGCCCACUGGUGCUUUUACGGCAGGCAGGUUGAACUCCAUGCUUGUCUGCCACAUAGUGCCCCCUCUCCCUUACUUUUGUCAGGGCAGGGAAAAAGGACAUGGGGUGUGGCAGGCUUGGAUCCUCGGGACAUGGAUCCUCAGGCAUUUCUUUCCUGGCAACAAAUGGUCUUUCUGCUCUGUCCAGCAGGUCCAGGAGGAGUGACCUCAGUGGUUGGAGUAGAGUGAGAAGAAUUGACGGUUUUGAGCACAGUGCCAGACAUCCAAAUGGCAGGAUGUCACAAACCAUCCUUGAUGUUGUGACCUCUGUACUUCCAAAAUUAGAUGAGGAGCGGCUGCGAAGUCUUCUUGAACGGCUUCUACUAGUUGUUUGCAUAGAAGAAGUCCAAGAUCUCUGUUACGUGACAGAAGACGAUAUUAAGGACAUCCUUACACCAUGUCAAUACCGCAAAUUUUUGGAUGCCUUUCGAAGGAGAGGCGUUUCUUCUGUAAUGCCACCAACGACUUCUUCUCCGCCACUGCCUGCACCAUCUCCUCCCUCAGCUGCCUCCUCUUCAUCUUCACUCUCUGCCAUCUCUACAUCUUCCCAAUGGAUCCAGGAAUUUCAGGUUCCAUGGGGAAAAAUGCCAGUUUCACUUAGAAAUGCCAUGUCUCAGGAACAAAGGGCAGCCCAGCCUGACCGACUUCAAAUGAUUAGGGUUAUCAUAGAUGCUGUCAGAUUGCAUUGUGUUAACCCAACCAGAGCUCAGUGUGCUGAGAUAGCCAGGACUGUGGUAGCACAGUACCCCAAAACCUUUGGGGAUGUGACUGAUGAAGGAGAACUCUUGGGAUGUGGCUACACAUCCCUUCUAAAUCAAUUAAAAACCAGAGUUGAGCAUGUGAACAGAAACAACACCCUUGCCAGAAUUCGUAAACCAAAGAGAGCAAAUCCCGAAAGCAUUCCCCAAAAGAACUCAUUUAAUAAAUUGGACAGUUAUGGUUGUGUUGAUUGGCAACCUCAGGACCUUCCUGAAGGUGAAACCUCAGAUUCCCUGGAAGUCAAAAGGCAGAUGUUAGUGACUCUAUACAAAACUGAGGGACCUAGACGGGUGGACAUGGUUAGGGUUGAUGACCUUAUGCAGUUGACAUACGUUAAACAACGUGAUCUUAUCAACUCCAGCCCCCCUCCUCAAGUUUCUACAAUACUGGAGGAGUGGCCCUUUCUAUCCCAGAAGAGAUGGCUUUGUUUACAUUUUGAAAAACUGACAGGGAUCGACCUUCUUUCAAGGCUGACAGAGGCUUUUCUGAGUAAGGGCAGGCGAAUUGUCAACUUCUUCUUGCAACAGAGGUUGAAAUGGAAAGGGGAUAUCCAGUCCCUGUUAACGGAGAUCGGAAAUGACACUAGGACAUUAGAUGACACCAACCUCAUGGCAAUCUCAGCGAUCCUGCUGUUAAUGGCAUUCUUCAGAGAGCAGACAGAUUCUCUCUUCAUUCUGGCUGAUGUCACUGAAACCGUGGCAGACAUAGAGGGGCACGAGAGAUUGCCUGACACACCCAGACUCAUUAUGCUUGGACCCUCGCUCAUGACAGCAAAAAGAUGGAUGGUGUCCAUUGAAGGAACAGUUGCUAUUACAUUCACUGGAUCAGACAGUUUUCCUGCUGCCUUCGCCACU
Molecule: messenger RNA, 1747 nt
Organism: Alosa alosa (allis shad)
Lineage: Eukaryota; Metazoa; Chordata; Actinopteri; Clupeiformes; Clupeidae
Exons: 6
Source: RefSeq, a predicted model, not a curated record